AUGAAACUGAUUAUCCUCAAUGACUACGACGCUGCAAGCGAGUGGGCUGCUAAAUACAUCAGGAAUAAGAUCUUACUUUUCAAACCUGGACCCGACCGCUAUUUUACUCUUGGGCUUCCAACUGGAAGCACUCCCUUAGGCUGCUACAAGAAACUGAUUGAGUAUUAUAAGAAUGGAGAACUGUCUUUUGAGUAUGUCAAGACGUUCAACAUGGAUGAAUAUGUGGGACUUCCCAGAAAUCACCCCGAGAGCUACCAUUCCUUCAUGUGGAACAACUUCUUCAAGCACAUCGACAUCAGAGCGGAUAACACGCACAUCCUGGAUGGCAACGCUGCUGACCUGCUAGCAGAGUGCGCCGCCUUCGAAGAGAAAAUAACAGCGGCUGGCGGCAUCCAGCUCUUUGUCGGAGGAAUCGGGCCGGACGGCCACAUCGCCUUUAACGAGCCCGGAUCUAGCCUGGUGUCUAGGACCAGGGUGAAGACCUUGGCAAGAGACACCAUUCUGGCCAAUGCUAGAUUUUUUGAUGGAGACCUCUCCAAGGUGCCUACUAUGGCACUGACUGUUGGAGUGGGCACCGUCAUGGAUGCAAAAGAGGUGAUGAUUCUCAUCACUGGAGCUCACAAGGCCUUUGCUCUGUACAAAGCCAUAGAAGAAGGGGUGAACCACAUGUGGACCGUGUCUGCAUUUCAGCAGCACCCACAAACUCUUUUUGUCUGUGACGAAGAUGCCACUCUAGAAUUGAGGGUUAAGACUGUGAAAUAUUUCAAAGGGAUGAUGCAUGUGCACAACAAGCUUGUCGAACUACCCGAUUUAGAGCCCAAGAAAUGA
Messenger RNA from Nerophis lumbriciformis (worm pipefish), 828 nucleotides. The record is from RefSeq and is a predicted model, not a curated record. Lineage: Eukaryota; Metazoa; Chordata; Actinopteri; Syngnathiformes; Syngnathidae.